This is a messenger RNA of Oryctolagus cuniculus (rabbit), 8372 nucleotides long. RefSeq names its product CASP8 and FADD like apoptosis regulator (gene CFLAR). Gene Ontology annotation, molecular function: cysteine-type endopeptidase activity; protein binding. Lineage: Eukaryota; Metazoa; Chordata; Mammalia; Lagomorpha; Leporidae. Gene Ontology annotation, biological process: regulation of apoptotic process; proteolysis. The record is from RefSeq and is a predicted model, not a curated record.
CCAAUUUUAUUCUGAACGUGUUUGGAACUGCCUAUGAUCACGACCUUUUGGGAACAGACUCCGAGCUGUUUCAUUCAAGGAUUCCUUAACGUCCCCCACAUACACACACACACACACACACACACACCACUCAAUCCCUGAGCCAAGACCCUGGGCCUGGGGACCCAGCUUCUCUGUGAGUCACAUCUCUGCUCCUCGAGUCUAGGUGGACGAAGGGAAAGGGCUGGCUGCCCUGCCGCCUUCUGUCUUCACACAACUGCCGCCUGAGGAGCCGCAGCGAGGGUAGUCGGGCCCCAUCCUUCUCGGCGCUCCUACCCAAGGCACAGCCUCUGUUCCAUGAGUUGGGGCCGGAUGGGAAGAGGGGCUCCCCAUUUGUUAACUGCUCGGGGCGGGUGAGAGCCCUGACAUCUUGCUUCUGACUGGGAGCCCCCGGGCCAGGGCCGGAAAGCUCUGUGUUCUGGAGUUUCUGAGCAGAGACGGGGAAGAGAUCACCGCCUCUGGCUCUCUUACCAAAGAAUUUUUGUAGAUUUUUCGGAAGAGGUAUUUCUUCACUGGCUGUUUAACCUCUGGGGCCGUAUCCAGGCGCUUCGAAUAGUUGUUUGCCUUCGUUCUAAACAGUUUUCAUCCGUUUCCCUGGGGAUGAAUCAGCUGAGCUCUCCACGCAAGCUAACUCUCAUUCCCUCACGCUUAAAACUGUUUCGAGAAAAGUUAGGAAAUUUCCAAAAAUUGCCAGAAACCGGUUUUUGGGAGCAGAUUAUAGCGUUAGCCCGCUCCGGUGGCUACUUCUUGUCCUAGCACGUCCGCAAAAUGCCCUGACCUCGAAUCGAGGACCAGCACCACCCAGCCCGGGCUGCACCGAGGACCCAGCCAGUCACCGCGCUGUCAACAGGAAGCAGCGGCCUCAGCUUCUCAGAAGAGCAGCCGCCCGGCAGGGACUCCGGGGCCGAACCACCAUUGCAAAGAUUUUGGAAAGACAUGAAGAAAAUCCUCAGAAAUGAUGUCUACAGCCCCAUGGCCUCCUGCUGACUGGUGCAGAGCUUUUCUCCUGUGGUUCCUUGACAUGACCCUGUGCAGGAUGUCUGCCGAAGUCAUCCAUCAGGUGGAAGAGGCGCUUGAUGAAGACGAGAAGGAGACGCUGCUUUUCCUGUGCCGGGAUGUCACCGCAGACGCCGUGCCGCCGAAUGUCAGGGAGCUCCUGGAUGUUUUAAGUGAGCAAGGCAAGCUGUCGGUGGUGGACUUGGCUGAGCUGCUCUACAGAGUGAGACGGUUCGACCUGCUCAAGCGGAUCCUGAAGAUGGACAAGGCAGCCGUGGAAGCCCACCUGCACAGGCACCCUCACCUUGUUUCCGACUACAGGGUGCUGAUGACAGAGAUCGGUGAAGAUUUGGAGAAAUCUGAUGUCUCUUCAUUGAUUUUCCUCAUGAGAGAUUAUAUGGGCAGAGGCAAGAUAGCCAAGGAUAAGAGUUUCUUGGAUCUUGUGAUUGAGUUGGAAAAACUAAAUCUGGUUGCUCCAGAUCAACUGGAUUUAUUGGAAAAAUGCCUAAAGAACAUCCACAGAAUAGACCUGAAGACAAAAAUCCAGAAGUACAAGCAGGCAGCUCAAGGAGUGGAAAGAAAUUAUACGAAUGGUUUCCAAGCAUCUCUUCCAAACUUGAAUCUCAAAGAUUUUUCAUAUAACUUACUGUUCCAGAAUGGGAGAAAUAAAGACCAAAGACUUGUGGAACGACUUGGCAUUCCAAGAGCAGUGAAGACGUCCAUCCAGGAAUCGGCAGCCUUCAUGCCUCAGCACCCACCAGAAGAGAGAUACAGGAUGCAGAGCAAGCCCCUGGGGAUCUGCCUGAUCAUUGAUUGCACUGGCAAUAACGUAGAGGCUCUUCAAAACACCUUCGCUUCCCUGGGCUAUGAAGUCCAGCCCUGCUCGGCUCGCCGUGUGGAUGACGUAAUCCGGACUCUUGGCCAAGUGGCCUGCAUGCCCCAGCACCGAGACUAUGACAGCUUUGUGUGUGUCCUGGUGAGCCGAGGAUGCUCCCAGAGCGAGUUCGGAGUGGACGAGAAUCACUCGGGGUUCCCUUUGCAUGGCAUCAGGAGGAUGUUCACGGGGGACUCAUGCCCUUCUCUCAUAGGGAAGCCAAAGCUCUUUUUCAUUCAGAACUAUGUGGUGUCAGAGGGCCGGCGGGAAGACAGCAGCCUUCUGGAGGUGGACGGGCCGGCAGUGAACACAGUGGAAGCCAAGGCCCCGCAGCCGAGACCCUCCAUGGUUCACCGGGAAGCUGACUUCUUCUGGAGCCUGUGUACUGCGGACGUGUCCCUGCUGGCUCGGUCCCCUGGCUCACGGUCCAUGUACCUGCAGUUCCUCUCCCAGAAACUGGGCCGAGAAAGAAAUCGCCCACUCCUGGAUCUCCACGUUGAACUCAACAGCAAAGUGUAUGAUUGGAACAGUCGCGCUCCUGCUAAGGAGAAGUACCACGUCUGGCUGCAGCACACUCUGAGAAAGCAGCUCAUUCUUUCUCACCAAUGAAAAGCCAAAAGCUGUUCUUAGUUCCAUGUCCGAGAGAGAGAGAGAGAGAGAGAGAGAGAUCUUCCAUCCACUGGUUCACUCCCCAAAUGGCUGCAACAGCCAGUGUUGCGCCAAUCCGAAGCCAGGAGCGAGGAGCUUCUUCCCGGUCUCCCAUGUGGGUGCAGGGCCCAAGCACUUGGGCCAACCUCUACUGCUUUCCCAGGCCAUAGCAGAGAGCUGAAUUGGAAGUGGAGCAGCUGGGACUCAAACUGGUGCCCAUAUGGGAUGCCGGCACUGUAGGCGGUAGCUUAACGUGCUAUAUCUCAGCACCCGCCCAAUAUAUUAUAUAUUUUUAAAAUUGGCUUUGGCGGAUGUGCAUCUGUGUGCAUUUAUGUAUGUUUUGCCACAGUUGUGUCACUGCGGGUUAAAAGAGUGGAAGGGCAGUUUUCAGACUCCAUGACCAGAUAUUCCUACUUGAAAAGUUUUUUUUCUGUUGUUGUUUUCAUGUAGGAAGGACCCUUGAGAGUUCCUUUACCUGUAGCCUACAGACAUCAGUAGGAAGUAAUGUGUAGCCUACAGACAUCAGUAGGAAGCCACUAUAUUUAUUUAUAUUAUAUUGUACUUUGAUGUUUAUAUAAAUUGCCAAGAAAAUAUAAAUAAAACUUAAUAAAUUUCACAGAUUAAACUUUUGUUUAUAAAUAUUGAUGGCAAAUGUAAUGAUAUACUUUAUUCAUUCAUUCAAAAGCACAAGGCUAGUAUAUUGGAUUUUCUUAAAGGUCUUAAACACAUUGCAUAUAGAUGGAUGCAUUUUUCCAAUGAUUACCUAAUGAUCAAUACAUUUGGUUACCAAAGUAAGUGUAUACUGUGUUUGGCUUUAUUUCUUAAUUUGCUUUAUAGUCCUAUUCUUUUGCAGGUUUACAUUUCAAAUUCUCUGAGGUUAUGGCAGGCAGGAGUUGAUAGUCUAUAAACCAGAGAUUAAGAUACAAAAUGUGAUUGAAUGUGUUUUACAAGUUGGCUUGGCUGAGUCCAUCAUCUGGUUAGAUGAGCUGCUAGAUUAUAUCCGUUAUCUUGGGAGCUACCAACUGCUGAAAUUAUCCACUUUGACCCAUCAGAUAUGCUUUAUUUUUUUCCUGACCUCAUUUCUCUCAUGUAUUUUUAAAAAGAUCUUAUUGCAUAUGUUUGAGGCUUGCAACAUGAUGGUGAGAGAUACACAGAUAGUAUCUGUAUAGUAUCUGCUCCAGUGGGGAAGCAGAUCACUUUUCUAUCCUCUCAUAUCAUUACUUCCUUGUGACAAGGACACCUGAAUUCUAUAUAACAAGAAUCCCUAAUCCCAUACAAUUUUAUUAACCUUAGUCCUCCUGUUAUACUUUAGACCUUUAAACUUGUUCACUUUAUUUGUAUGUAUUCUUAUCAGAGUCUAACCUCUCUACUUAAAAAUAAAAAGUAAUCAUAUGGUCUUUUGUAUUGUCUGAGCCUUGAAUUCUGAAAAUCUUUCACAUUAUGUGCACCUUCUUGGCUCUGCAUGAUUAACUCUUCUAUCAUUCAAAGUAUUUUAGAUACAAGUAAUGGAAGAUGUAACACAACACAAAGAUCUAUUUUGAAUGUUUGUUUAAUCUCAUUAACCAGGAAGUCCAGUGGUAGGGGGUAGUUGCUUUGUUGGUUAAUUUAUUGGCUCCGGGCCGGCGCCGUGGCUCAGUUGGUUAAUCCUCUGCCUGUGGCGCUGGCAUCCCAUAUGGGCACCAGGUUCUAGUCCCGUUUGCUCCUCUUCCAGUCCAGCUCUCUGCUGUGGCCCAGGAAGGCAGUGGAGGAUGGCCCAAGUGCUUGGGCACCUGCACUCACGUGGGAGACCAAGAGGAAGCACCUGGUUCCUGGCUUCAGAUCGGCAUGGUUCCAGCCGUGGUGGCCAUUUAGGGGGUGAACCAAUGGAGGGAGGACCUUUCUCUCUGUCUUUCUCUCUCACUGUCUAUCUGUCAAAAAAAAAAUUAUUGGCUCCAAUGAUGUCAUCAAGGACUUGAUCUUUUUCACCUUUUCUCUCUGCAACCACAUCAUCUUGGCCUUUGUUUUCAGUCAUCUAAUGGCUGCAAGACGGUUAUGGGUCCAAGUAUGACAUCCAAAUGUCAGAAGAGAAAGCAUGUCUUCCUUCUGUCUCAAGCUGAAAGGAAAAUUUCCCCAGAAGUGCUCUUUCCCUUCACCUCUCAUUGGCUACAGUCGCAAGAUGUGUCCAUCCUUAAACUGGUCACGACAGGGGUUGUGGCAUGGUUGUGCUUGGCUUAUAUCAACACAGAUUCAGUCCCUUGGAACUGAGGAGAGAUUCUGUCUCCCUGAGGUGCAAUGGUCUUCACAAGCUGGGGUCCUGUGGGGAAGUUUGAAAAAGUGGGGUAUGGCACCUGCUGUGGGGUAGACAACCAUAGUCGUCCCAGAAGGGCGAGAACACCGAAACAUUGAUUAAACUGAAGCACACGAUGAUUUUCCCAACUUGCAGAGGAAAUCAGCAGUAAUACCAGGUGCAGCAUGUGAACAACCAGUCUGAUGAUCUGGUGUUCUUCAGAAAUUAGAACAAAUGUUCGUAAUGUGCAGCAUGCAUUCCAGGGCAGGCAUCCUACACCUCUCCCUGCUGUUUGUGAAGGUCAUUGUCCUACCUUUCCAGGCCCAUCCUCUCCCUGCUGUGGCCCGUGGCCCAUACCAUGCCUUAUCCCAUCUGCCUGGCGUGGGGAAAAUUUAGAGCUUGGCAAAUGAGCAUCUUUGUUGCCUUUCCUUCCCUCUUUUUACACAAUCAUUUUGAAAAAUUAUGUUGUAUUGUCUAUUUCUUUACUUUUUGCCACUUUUCUUUUUUGAUGUUGGAUUCUGCUGUUUUUAUACCAUCAAGCAUCAGGCAAUCCCCCAAUCCCAAUGAGAAGACUACUACUUGUAAUUACUACUUGUAAUUCUUUGUGACUUUUGCUCACUAGCAUGUGGUAUGGUGUGGAGGGAAGAGAGGUUGUGGUUUCAAGCUUAGGCUGACCCUGCCUCCCUUGCCUACCUCAUAGAAUUGUUCUGAGGAUGAAGUGAGAGAUUCUUUAUGACUAUGUCUUGCUAGACCAUGCCAUUAACCCACAUUCUGGAGGGGCUGCUUUGGAAAGGUGGAAUCAAACAUGGCAUAGCAGAUAGGAUUUGGGUAUGUUGAGAUGGAAUAGAGAACGUGUUGUGAGAGAGAAAACAAGUCAACUGAGGGACAAACAGCAAUACAGGGCAAGCUGAGGAAACCUUGGGUGUAACUUAGCACGUAUGAGGAGGUGUGAGUAGGAAGGUAUGAGUCGCAGGCUGAGAGAUGGCUGGAGUCAGAGGGUGGAGUGCCCUGAAGGUCCCCAUCUUUUAACUUUAGCCCGUCUUCAUGUAAGUUAUUUUUCUUAUUUUAAUAGUAGAAUCUUCGAUUCUUUCUUUGCUUCUUAAAAAUGCAUUCAUUUAUUUGAUGGGUAGAAAGAGAGAGCGAGAGCGAACUCUCAUCUACUGGUUCACUGCCCAAAUGCUCACAAUGGACAAGGCUGGACUGGGUCAGAGCCAGGAGGUGGGGAAGCCAGGAGCUCAGUCCAGGUCUCCCACGUGGGUGGCAGUGAGCCAACUAUUUGAAUCAUUAGCUCUGCGUCCCAGGGUCCCCAUUAGCAGGAAAGCUGGAAUCAGGAGCCAGAACCAGCAGUCAAACCCAGGCCUUCCAAUGUGGGACACGGUGUGCUAGCUGGUGUCCUAACUGCCGGGCCAAAUGCCUCCCUCCUCUGGAACUUUCUCUAAAGCUUUUGUACAUGAGCACUUGAUGAUUAAAGGCUCUUCUUACUUUUCACUGAGCAUAGUUUUUAAUUAAAUAUUUGAGAUAAACUUAGAAUUACAUAUAGAUAAAAUAAUGAGUAAUCCAGAUUAAAUAAAAUGUUCUAAUAUAUAUAUAUAUAUAUACGUAUAUAUGAAUCAUAUCAUUUUAAGAGGCAGUACUCCUAAAUAGUCAUGUAAAAGAGAUGAGGGGAUGAAACUAUUUCAAACCUCACAGUAGCCUGCCCAAUAACUAGGCAAAUGUUCAGAUGAAAGAUUCACUAACUGAAGUUUUAUGAGUGGACAGUGAGAGAGAGAGAGAGAGACAGAGAGAAAGGUCUUACUUUUGCCGUUGGUUCACCCUCCAAUGGCCGCCACGGCCAGUGCGCUGAUCCGAAGCCAGGAGCCAGGUGCUUCUCCUGGUCUCCCAUGCGGGUGCAGGGCCCAAGGACUUGGGCCAUCCUCCACUGCACUCCCGGACCACAGCAGAGAGCUGGCCUGGAAGAGGGGCAACCAGGACAGAAUCCGGUGCCCCGACUGGGACUAGAACCCGGUGUGCUGGUGCCACAGGCAGAGGGUUAGCCUAUUGAACCGUGGCGCCAGCCUGUAGCUGUCAAAAUUUUAUAUCCAUACAUAAACAUCAUAUAUACACAUAAAGUUUAUAUAGUAUAUAUAAAAUAAAAUGUUAUCUAAAAUGAGAACCUAUAUCAGCUGAGCUAUUUUCCGCUUAUUUUACGUGAGCUAUCUCAUGUAAUCCUCAAACCAGCUUUAUGAGGUAGGUGUUACUGUCCUCAUUAUUGUAUUAGAUGAAGAAAAUGAGGCAAAGUGAUAUUGAGUAGCUUACAUGCGGUCACCUCGCACCAGUAUGUGAACUCAAGCUAUGCAGAGUCUUUUCACUACACUUCGAAUCACAAUAACCAGUUCUUGGGGUGACUUCUACAAAGCAUGUUACAGCACAGGAGAUGCUCAUACAAUAAUCUUCCCAGGACAAGCACCAAAUACCAUAUCUAGUAUGUUUAUAGUAAAUGUCCUUAAAAUAAAAAUGAAAAAUUUCUUUCCUAGGAAAACAAAGUCUACAAGGCUGGCAGAAGUGUAAUGGGUGUUUUUGCUUUUCUUUUCCAAAUUCUCGUCUCUGUAUUUGAGGAUACUGCUGCCUAUACCAAAGCCAAGCUCCUUCCAUUUGAUUCUGAGUGUUGGGGGCUUGUUGCUGACGAAGCCCCCUCUCUGUUCUUAGGUUCCAGUUCAUUCUAGCUCUAAUCUCUUCCAUGAAUUGGCCUUGGUGGGGGUCUUGUGAACAUUUCUUGUCUGCAGCAUUUGCAAUGGAGCCUUUUCUCUUCCCAGACUCUAGCAGCAAUUUUUCAGGAUUAAGCACGUUUCUUGUGCCACCAAGAGGUCAGACUUUAAGGUCAGCCUUGUCAAAUUGGCUCACUUUCCCUACUAGCCACUCUUCCUAGUUCUCUCUAGUCAUAGAAACGCUGGCUUGUAACUGUGCACAAGGCCCUGCAGAAUACAGCCUGCUUGCCCAAACCUCAACUUGUAGUGAGAUAUGGUCAUAGGACCAAGUCCCGGCCAAUAGCACUUAAUCAGAAGCAUCACAUGGCAGCUUCUGGUAACUGUUUCUUAAAAGACAGCUGUUUUUUGCCCUCUGCUCUUCUUUGUCCCUUCCUCCAUCCUGUUGCCUAGAAGGUGGAGGUGAUGGCUGGCAUUCCAGCUGCCAUCUUGAAAUGCAAAGAUAGGUGCCAUACUGUAGGGAUAGCUGCAUGGUGAGUAGGAAGAAGCUUUGUUGGAUGAUGGCAUGAAGGCAGCACACCUGCCUCUGGACUUCUACAGGAGAGAAAAACAGUGGGGGGUUAUAUUUCUCUUAACCUAACUAGUCCAACUGAUAUUGUUGUUUGGUUAGAAUGUAUGAAAUAUUUGUGCAUGUUGUAAAUUUGAAAGAAAAAUUUGUCUAGGGGCUGCCAUUGUGGUAUAAUGUGUUAAACCUCUACUUGCAAUGAGUGCCAGUUGUGGCCAUCUGGGGAGUGAACCACUGGAUGGAAGAUCUCUCUUUCUCAUUCAAGUCUGCUUUUUAAAUAAAUAAAUCUUUUUUAAAAAUCUA